CCCACUCACAUCGUCAUCAAGUCAGAGCUGGCAUCUCCCGCUCCCGUGAUUGCAGCCAGCCGCUGCCCCUCCCACGCGCUCUCCUGUAUUAUCUUCUCUCUCUCUUCCCCAAUAAACCUCACCUCCCACGCCCACUCUCUCAUGCCACGUCGUCAUUUUUCAGUACGCCGGCAAAACGUACCGGUGUUCCAGGCAGACUGAAAAAUCUCUCCUCCUCCUCGGCUCUCGCAAUCAGAUAUCGACUCCCCUCUCUCCCCAAUCUCUAGAACCCUGAGUCUCCCCUGCUCCUCAAUGCACGGCUACAGCCGGCUCGGCAAUUCCCGACCCGCCGGCUCCCCGCCGUCCUCCCCCCGCUGCCGCCACGGCCGCAACAAGAACUUGGGCGCCGGCCGAGGGCCCAAGCAGAGCAUUGUGGAGAAGGUUGUGGUGUUGCUCAUCUCAGUCGUUUUUAAGCGCCGAGGCGUGCUUUUGUUCGCGCCAUUGUUGUACAUUUCGGGGAUGCUGUUGUAUAUGGGCUCGGUGAACUUCGAUGUUGUUAGCUUGAAGAAUGCGGUUGUUGUGGUCAGUAAGCGGUCGCCUCCGGGCUCGGUGUAUAGGAGCCCUCAGGUUUUUCACAAGCUUUGGCCUCAUAUGCAGGCUGACAGCAAUCACACUCACAAUUUGUUGAUGGCAGUGUGGAAUUCAAAAGUGCGGCGGCAAGUUUGGAAGCCAUGUAUUAGCAACGAUACUCCAGAAGAAGGACUACCAAAGUCGAAUGGUUUAUUUAUAAUUGAAGCAAAUGGUGGAUUGAACCAACAACGUUUAUCGAUUUGUGAUGCAGUUGCUGUGGCUGGACUAUUGAAUGCAACGCUUCUGAUUCCAAUUUUUCAUCUAAAUAGUGUCUGGAAAGACUCAAGUCACUUUGGGAACAUAUUUGAUGAAGAUUACUUCAUCCAUGCUCUCAGAAAUCAAGUGAAUGUGGUUAGGGAGCUCCCAGGGGAUAUACUGGAGCGAUUUGACAAUAAUAUAAGCAACAUUGUGAAUCUGAGAGUGAAGGGUUGGUCAAGUUCAGCUUAUUAUCUUCAAAAGGUCCUCCCAAAGUUGGAGCAAAUGGGGGCUGUGCGCAUUGCACCUUUUUCCAACAGAUUGGCUUAUGCAGUUCCUUCAAAGGUCCAAAGGCUUAGAUGCUUUGCCAAUUUUGAAGCACUGAGGUUUUCAAGUUCUAUAAGAAUGCUUGCAGAUAAAAUGGUUGAACGAAUGGUUAAAAGUAGCUCCCACAGUGGGGGAAAAUACGUUUCAGUGCAUCUUCGGUUUGAAGAGGACAUGGUAGCGUUUUCGUGCUGUGAAUAUGAUGGCGGGGAGGAAGAGAAACGCGAAAUGGAUAUUGCUCGAGAAAGAAGUUGGAGAGGAAAAUUCAGGAGAAGGGGUAGAGUAAUUAGGCCAGGUGCAAAUCGUGUGGAUGGGAAGUGCCCUUUAACUCCAUUAGAGGUAGGAAUGAUGCUCAGGGGUAUGGGGUUUGACAAUGCCACUUCAGUAUACAUUGCAGCAGGAAACAUUUAUAAAGCGGAGAAGUACAUGUCUCCUCUUAAACAGAUGUUUCCACGCUUGGAAAUGAAAGACACAUUGGCAACUACAGAAGAACUUGCUCCUUUUAAGGGCCAUUUAUCUAGGUUGGCGGCUCUUGAUUACACGGUUUGCCUCCACAGUGAAGUAUUUGUUACCACUCAGGGAGGAAAUUUUCCCCACUUCUUGAUGGGUCACAGGCGGUAUCUCUAUGGAGGACAUUCAAAGACAGUCAAGCCUGAUAAAAGAAAGUUAGCACUCUUAUUUGAUAAUCCUAGUAUCAGAUGGGAAGAUUUCAAACGGCAGAUGCAAGACAUGCUUCGCCACAGUGACCAGAAGGGUUUUGAAUUGAAAAAACCCAGUGCGUCGCUGUAUACAUUUCCCAUGCCAGAUUGUAUGUGUAAAGAAGCAGAAGCCACAAAUAUAAGCGGUAACUUAAUUAACACAACUGAUUUGAAUACAUAAAAUUAUUCUUUAGGGUUACGAUUUUUGUGUUCACCUGUAAUUUUAUUGUAUCAUUAAAAAUAACGUCGUUCAGUUAAGUUGAGAAAUUGUUCUUUCAGUUGAGUGGAGGGGGAAUGUAUCCUAAGGUCUUGAUUCUUUCGGUUGAUUAACUCUGCCCAAUCAAUAGUGUGUUACUCAAUUCAUUGUAUAUGUACAAUAACAGAUCAAGGGAAAAUUCUUUGUAUCUAUCAAAUCUUCUCCUUUAUAGAUAUGCUUUGAUUCGUUA
This is a messenger RNA of Pyrus x bretschneideri (Chinese white pear), 2272 nucleotides long. Its product is annotated as O-fucosyltransferase 9. The transcript is spliced from 10 exons. The coding region runs from base 292 to 2007 and encodes 571 amino acids. The record is from RefSeq and is a predicted model, not a curated record. Lineage: Eukaryota; Viridiplantae; Streptophyta; Magnoliopsida; Rosales; Rosaceae.